GCUCCUUCCCUCAUCAGCUCCAAGUCAUUACGUCAGACGCAGAAUAGGGGACGUCCAAAAACGCAUCAUUUGUAAACGCAAUUUACAAAGUAUAACGUUACGGGAAAGUUUUGUUUUUAUGGUCUUCAGGCUGGUGAGGGGGAAACCGGGUGAACUGUGCGCCAUAAAGGACAUAAACGUCAUCUUCAUCUGAGAUGGAGAAGAACUCGAGUGAGAUUGAGCGCGCGGAUCCGGGAGCGGAGACCGCUGGUCAGUUAUAUGCUCAUUGCUUUCCUCUCAGUCCAACUGUUUUUCAUUGUCCAUGUCCGUGGGAUUUGUCUAUGGGAGACCUCCUGCAAGACCCCUUCCUCGUUUCUGUUCACAUCAUAACAGAUCCAGGUGAGGCAAAAACACUCCAAAGUGCUGCAGACCAACUCCUCUCCCUCCUCCACCCACAACUGACCCUCUUCAGAGUGUCAGAGCGAGCAGAAAGGCCCCAACCAAGGCCACAGUGCCUAACGGACCUCCACCUAUCUCUUUGUCCAUACCUAUCUGUCAUCCUCUUCUUGCAAGAAGAUUAUGGAAGGGAAGAGAGCCAUGAGCAGCAGCUGAGAUGCCCUCCAUGGCGUUACCACCACACAGAGUACGUAAAAGACUUAACAUUUUCCCCAGCAAUGCAGGAUUUCUUCAUACUAGCCCCUGGCACACCACUGUGGGCCCUGCAGCAGGUACAUUAUGGAAAGGAGAUUGUACGAUUCACUAUAUAUUGCCGAUAUGAGACCUACAGUGAUCAGGUGCGUCUCUACAGACUGCUUCUGCGUCGCCCUCUAGCACAGAGAAACCAGCUUUAUAGCUUCUGCGUGGUCUACUCUAACCACCACAUGGAGAUUCAACUAUCAUUUAAGCGGUUACCAAAAGGACAAGAUCCUACACCCACUGAAUGCACCCUUAUGGAGAUACGUGUGAGAAAUAUGGCUGAACUCAUAGCACUUCUGCCCCAUCCCUGUAGACCAAUCAGUGACAUACGUUGGCAAACCAAGGAUUACGAUGGGAAUAAGAUAUUACUGCAGGUACAGGGCUCAUCAGAAAGGUCAAGGGACACCAUUCCCUCCUCUCCAUCUUCAGAGACUCCCUCUUUUCCACCAUCAAACAGUUAUGGCCCUGAUGCCUACAAGAAGUGUCGCUGCCUAAGCACCUCCUGCUCCCAUACUCAGAAUCUGCUCAUGCAGUCUUCUCCUACUUCCCUACCACUGCAAUGUAAGCAGGAGGACAUAGAGAGUGUUCAGUGUAGCCAGGAAAUUAUGUCUGCUGGAUGGACAGAUUACCACACUCACUCCCUAAUCUCAAUGGCAACAAAAGCAUUUCAUUCAGUAAGCACCUAUCCUUCCACUUCCCAUCCGUUCAGUUCCAUCUCUCUUACAAUGCCGAGGUUCCGGAUAAAUGUAGACACAUUAGUCGGAGCUGAAGAGACAGAUGUAGACACGGGACAAGCAGUAAUCAGCAGAUCUGUAGAUCUUUCUGUGGUCUCAGCUUACUUGCUCCCACACACACAAAUUAUUUCAAGAGCUAGAGUCCCACAGCCUCUAUCUGAGCCUCCGCAGUUAUUCAGCAAGGCAUCAUCUCUAAAACACUCAAAUAAAACAGCAUCGCUUCCAAAAUGUGUGUGUGCACUUCAGGUCAGUUCGAAAUGGAGUAGAGGUGAGCAUCAGAGCAAUGGCUUAGAAAUAACUACAGACUGCAAAGAAGAGGACAAACAGGAGUUCUUCAUCUGAUGCACAAACACUGGAUAAUGAAACCUUCAUUCAUCUUCAAUAACCGCUUUAUUCUGUUCAGGGUUACAGCAGUCAUUUAAUGACUUUCUAAUCAAGUAAACUCCAACCCAAAUGCUAGUUGAAAAGAAAAUAAUUACACUUGCAAGUAGCCAAAGUAAACUGAGUCGGAUUAAAAAAAAAAAAAUCUUUUUGAAACUUAUUAAACUGCAAUAAACAGGAUAGCAGCUGACUACUGUCUGAAAGUGAAAAGACUGAUGACGCUGGAUUCAUUUCCACCCUAAUCCAUCAGAGACGUGAUAUUGUGAAUCCUGUAGACUGAUCAUCUAGAGUGGGUAUGGAAUUAAGGUUGUCUGAAGGAAGGUUGACCUGCAUGGGUCAAGUGAUCACUGAUCUACACUAAUUUAUUUCAUUCAAAGACCCCGAAAAUGUUUUGUAAAUAUAUGUCUUUGCUUCAUACAUGCAGAAUAUUGCACAAAUAUUCACAGAUGUUAUUUAACCCUCUAAUGUUGCAGCUGUCACUGGCAAUAAAAAGAUGCAUGUUAUAAUUAUUUUUCGUUUGUAGCAAGGGACAAGCCAAAAAAUUGGUCAGAAGUGUUUGUUCUAAACUGUAACUUGCUAACAUAUGUGUAUUUGUACACAGAAGAUUUAUUUUAUUAUGAAUUUAAUGUGGUGGAAGUAUAUUACUGUGUGUAGUGUUAUUUGUCUAAAAGAAGAAAAAAACAACUCUGUAGGCCUUUUUCGUUUUAAUUUUUUAUUUUUAUUUUUGCCAUAGAAAACAGGAAACAGGAAGUAAAAAAAAAAGGAAUCCAAAUGUGUUGACACAUCACUUUGAAAAAGGUUACAUCAGAACUUCAUAAUAAAGAAACAAUGCAUUAUUUUGACAUGUUAGUAUACCUGUAUGUAAUCUGGUAUAUGGUCUAAAUGGUCUGCUUCUUCUGGAACUCAAUUAAGGGAUCUUGUAUGGUAGCACUUCUUGUAUUGUUCUCUGCUUGAUAUAUCGCUUUGCUUGUAUUUUCUCAUUUGUAAAACGCUUUGGAUAAAAGCUUCUGUUAAAUGAAUAAAUGUAAAUGUAAAAGCAAUGUAAAUGGGGAUUUCGGGUCUAGAGUGUUCCACAGGCCUCUGUAUUUGUUCUACUUUUUGUUUCCCAUGCACUGGAUUAAAUGAAAGAAAAUGUUUUUAAGUUAUACUUAUAACUUAAAGUAGUGGUCACCCUGCUCACCCCUUUCCUGGAGAUCUACCUUCUUGAAGACUUUAGCUCCAACCAUAAUGGUGUUCACCUGACCAUCUAAUCAUUGCCUUAAGAAGUUCUUGAUCAACUAAAACAGGUGUGUUAGAUUUUGCUUGGAGAUGAAACCUGCAAGAAGGUAGAUCUCCAGGAAGAGGGUUGGUGACCACUGCUCUAAACACUCAGCAGCAGUGUGUCCCUUUAUGCACCUAGAGGAAAACAAAGCAAAAAGUAAAUAGCACAAAAAAAAUCACAAAUAUUCUAUAAAUUUUAUAGGAAUAUAAAAAUUCUAUACUCUAAGUAUGAAACAAUUUAACCAAUUAAUCCUGGGUGAGGUAUAAACAUCUCCAUUGUGAAGUAAAUAUCAGUAAACCUGAUAAAACCUGGAAUAUUCUGAAUCAAUUACGCAUGAAAAUUACCUAAGUAAAGAAAUAUUGCUUUAAAAAAUAUGCUUUGAUUUUGUAAGGAAACCUUACACACAAUAACCUACAGUGAUAUUUAUAAAAGUUUCUCCUUGAGCUAGAAUAAAAAAAAUAUGUAGGCAAAUUAAACAUAUCAAAACAUAUUAUUAUAAACAUAUUAUUUAAAAAAAUUUAUAAUAAUACGUAAAUUUAAAAAUAUAUAUUUUUCUAAAACAGACAAUUCUAUUUUGUAUUUAUAAUAAUUAUAUAAUUGUUUCUUUUCCCCUUUUAAUUAAUUUCUGCAUCCAUGUAUAUAUCUUUUUCUGUAUUUUUAAUCAAUUUAUUUUAUUUAUAUAUCUUUUAAACGUUCUUUUUCUGAAGUUCUGUAUCUUUUUUUGGACAUUUACCCCUUUAUUUACUUAUUUAUGUACAUAUAUCAGGCCACAUGGCAGUGCAGUAGGUAGCGCUGCACACAAGACCAGGUGUCCGGCUCGAGCCUGAGCCUAGGUUCCUGUCUGUGUAGAGUUUCUCUGCAUGCUAAUACAGAUAGGUGGAUUGGCUAUGCUAAAUUGCACCUAGGUGUGAAUAUGUGCCUGUGUCAGGGUUGCGGCAAAAGGGUGCUGAACUACA
Molecule: messenger RNA, 4007 nt
Organism: Ictalurus punctatus (channel catfish)
Lineage: Eukaryota; Metazoa; Chordata; Actinopteri; Siluriformes; Ictaluridae
Product: protein FAM124A
Exons: 3
Coding region: 195-1751 (518 amino acids)
Source: RefSeq, a predicted model, not a curated record